UGUUGUUUUUGUUUGAGUUACAAAGAUAAAGAAGAAGAAUAUGGUAAAUUAAUCAAGAAAAAUGGUUUCAUUGUUCAUUAUUUUUGUUUGUUAUUUUCUAGUGCAUUAUGUCAGAGAGGUAGAACUGAUAAAGAAGGAAUCUAUGGGUUUUUAUCUAAAGAUAUUGAUAAAGAAUUGGCUAGAGGCUCCAGACUUAAAUGUGAUUAUUGUAAGAAUCCAGGAGCAACUAUAGGUUGUGUUGUUACUUCGUGUCGGAGAAAAUUUCAUUUUGUAUGUGGAAAAGAGAAUGGCUCACUUCACCAAUUUUACGAUACUUUUAGAUCAUUCUGUCCUGAUCACAGACCUGAACAGAGUUAUGUUUAUGAUAACAGAAGUAAAAAGACAGCAACUUGUCCUAUCUGUAUGUCAACAGUACCAGCUAGAUGUUCUGUGGAUACCCUCAAAUCUAACUGCUGUAAAAACUCCUGGUUUCAUCGAUCUUGUAUUCAGAGAUAUGGUUUAUCUGCAGGCCUCCAUUUUUUUAAAUGUCCAAUGUGUAAUGAUGUUGAUAAGUUUCAGAAAGAAAUGUUAGAAUUUGGUAUUUAUAUACCUGACCAAGAUGCUGCAUGGGAAAAAGAACCAAAUGCAUUCAAUGAGUUAUUAGAAAGACACAAUGUGUGUGAUGCAGAACAUUGUAAAUGUCCUCAUGGUAGAAAUGAUUCUCCUGGCGGGUAG
Lottia gigantea (owl limpet) is the source of this 714-nucleotide messenger RNA. RefSeq lists its product as hypothetical. Gene Ontology annotation, cellular component: nucleus. NCBI's taxonomy places the organism in Eukaryota, Metazoa, Mollusca, Gastropoda, Lottiidae. The transcript is spliced from 6 exons. The record is from RefSeq and is a predicted model, not a curated record. The annotation marks the transcript as partial.